CGUAAAUUAUAACUUGCCAGUAAGCUAUUUAUAGUUAAGCAGUUAUCCUACUUUAACAUUGAACAACAGAUCUCUAAAUGAAAUUUAGCCUAUAACACGACCACCCUCCUAUCAAUUAGAAAGACACAGAUUUCCAGUUCGCUAGCAAAUACUGCUACUUCGCGUGGCGUCCCCUCAGGCUCAUAUUUUAAUAAUGUAUGCUACUUGCGUUGUUUUCUGGACUGAAACGAGUUAAUUUAUAAUAGGGUGUAGCCUGUAGGCUACUGUUACCAAACAACGGUAGCCUGCUGGGAGUUGUUUCUUGAAGAGGUUUGUAGCGAAGUAUCACGUUAAGUAUUUACUGCGCAGUUUCUGGGCUCAUCGGCGCGAAACCCCUGCUUGUAAUAUGGCCAGCUCAGCAGGCAAUAGUGGCCAAUUCGUGGUCGUCACACAGGUGUACCCUCAGCAAUGUGGUCCUACUGUACCAGCUUUCGGCCCUACCCCACAUGUUUUCUCUGUGUUGGGAAAGUUUCUGAAAGGAGAUACGAAGGCACUGGGGACAGUGCAAAUAAUGAUUGGAGUGCUGAACAUAUUAUUUGGCAUCGUAAUGGCCGUCUAUGCUGACAGCAUUGGUGUUUACUCUGGGAUUGUUUUCUGGGGAGCACUUAUUUACAUUUCCUCAGGAGCUCUGAGUGUUGCUGCUUACAACAAACUGAACAAGUGCCUGGUGAAAGGAGCCCUCGUGAUGAACGUCUUCAGUACAAUCACUGCUGGCUUUGCUAUCAUCAUUUUCUCUCUAGAUUUGGUGAUACGAACGAGAUUUUACUACUGCUAUGACAGUGACCAUUCGUCCAGCAACAGCUUUUGUGAACAGCUUUGGAUUUUACAAGAGUCUAGAUCACGUGGGAUCUCAGGAGUGCUCUUGGUUUUCUCCAUCCUGGAGUUCAUCAUCUCCAUCUGUGUCUCAGCAUUUGCCUGCAAAGCUGUGUGUCACUGCUUCUCAGGGCAAGUGGUAUAUAUACCACACCCAAACAAUGUCGCACCAGGAAACCUCAUCCCAGCACCAAGUAAUCAUGAGAUGGCAGUUCCACAUAUUUUGGGGCAAAGUGUGAUGGGCAGCAAGGAAACAGAGAGGCCUCCUGCUUAUGCUGAGGUCGUUCCAUGAAAGAGAGGUCAUAGUGGUCACAGGCAUUACUGGUGAUGUUCCUACACAUUUUCUGGUAAUGCUAUUUGAGAAGAACUUCUAUAUAAUAACAACAUCAGCUGCUUUUUCAUAACCAACAAAGAUCAAUUAGGUUUGUUGUACUUAGCGCUUUCUAUAAUAUAUUCCAUUAUAUAUUUACAGCGCUUACCGACAGCGUCAUGCAUAUUAUGAAAUAUCUUACUGAAUGUAUGUUACCAAUUAUAUAGAACAGGGCCUCUCUACAGUUAGGAAGGCUAAACAUGUUUUGGUUGCAUUAGGUCUGUAGCCAUGGAAUAAAAUCUGCUUUUAAUGUGUAAUGAAGUACAAAUGACAGACUGUGCCUAAAAAUAAAAAUUUUAAAUUUCAAAA
This is a messenger RNA of Anguilla rostrata (American eel), 1531 nucleotides long. Its product is annotated as membrane-spanning 4-domains subfamily A member 4A-like. Lineage: Eukaryota; Metazoa; Chordata; Actinopteri; Anguilliformes; Anguillidae. Bases 386 to 1144 code for a protein of 252 amino acids. The record is from RefSeq and is a predicted model, not a curated record. Gene Ontology annotation, cellular component: membrane. The transcript has 8 exons.